GUGGCAUUCACAUCAAAACGCUCAUGUGGUAACAUCCAGCAUCGCUUGGCUUCCCCUGCACACUGGCCUGAGUCCAGGGAUUUGAAGUAGACAGGACAGACAGACAGUGAGAAAGAGAGACAAAGUGCAUGUAUGCUGGAGAGAGAUAAGUGAGUUGAGAAGUAGGAGGGGAAAAGAACAGAGAUCUAAAGAAACGGAGAAUCAGGUGAAAAAGCUCUAAUAAGGAAUCUAGAAGAACCAGUGGUGAAGAAAAGUUGAUUAGCUGACUGUACACUACAAAUUCACUGAGAUGGCAGCCAUGGAAGCACUGGAAUCCUCAAGUGCCCAUUUCGAGCCUCAAACCCUCACUGAGAUCUCAGACGAUGAGGUAAACCUCCCACCCUCAGAUGACGAAGACGAUACCCAUGUCCCAGCCAAGAAAGAGGUGUCCACCAUGAGCACAGAGGGGGAUGUCGCCGAAGACAAGGACGAGGUGGUGAAGCUAGACCCUCAGGUAAAUGGGGUCAUGGUGCUGUCUUUGCUUGACAAGAUCAUCGGGGCAGUGGACCAAAUCCAGCAGACUCAGACCGGGCUGGAGGUCAGGCAGCAGGAGAUGGAGCGUUCAGUGACCAGCAUUCAGGGUGAGCUGACCAAACUAGCCAAGAGCCACAACACCACGUCCAACAGUGUCAAUAAGAUGAUGGAGAAGGUGCGCAAGGUGAGCGUCAAUGUCAAGACAGUGCGGGCCACCCUGGAGAAGCAAGGAGGCCAGAUCAAGAAGCUGGAGAGCAACGAGGCUGAGCUGCUUAAGAGACGCAACUUUAAAGUCAUGAUCUACCAGGAUGAAGUGAAGGUUCCUUCAAAACUCAACAUCUCUAAAUCCAUGAAGGUUUCUGAGUCUGUCUCAGGAAGCAGAGGAGGCAGUCUGUUAGAGCUCAAGGAAGCUGUGGAAGAGCCUGGAGAAGAGGGAGGGGAAGGAGAGAAGGCAGACAAACCCCAUGUAGACCUCUCAUCAGAUGAGGAGGGGGUGGAGAUUGAGGAGACCAUUGAGGAGUCUCGUGCUGAGCGCAUCAAGCGCAGCAGCCUGCAGCGCGUACAAACCCUGAAGACGGUCUUCUCAAGGGAGAAGAUGGAUAAGACCAGAGCAAAGACCAAAGAGAACCUGGAGAAGACCAGGCAAAAAACCAAGGAGAACUUGGAGAAGACAAAGCAGAAGACAAAAGAGAACUUGGAAAAGACCAGGCAGAAAACAAAGGAGAAUUUAGAGAAGACCAAGCAGAAGACCAAGGAGAACCUGGAGAAAACACGUCACAACAUUGAGAAGAAGAUGGGAAAGCUUGGAACGCGCAUGAGUGUCAACCCUGAGCGCAAGCAGAAGAUGCAGACAUCCCGUGACAAGAUGAAGAAGGCCUUCACACCAGACCAUGUCGUUUAUGCCCGGUCCAAGACUGCGGUGUACAAGGUGCCCCCCUUCACCUUCCACGUCAAGAAAAUCCGUGAGGGCGCCGUUGAGGUGGUCCAGGGCACCGAGAUGGUGGAGGUGUCCCAGGAUGUUGAGCACUUCAGUGGGGUGGAUGAGGAAGUUGAGGGUGCAGUGGAGGUUGAAAUGGAGAUGAUGAAUGGAGGAGGAGAUGACGAAGAGGCUGAGGAGGAUGAAGAGGAGGACAGCCAAGAUGCCCUGCAGGAGCAUGAAGACAGAGAUAGAGACAGCAAUUAGACAAAGAUCAAGGAAUUGGCCAAGAUCCCAAGAAAAUCCUUUUCACCAACCCUGAGGUUCUUUUGUGUAAGCUGAAUAAACUGUGGGGAUUGAGAAGAUUGCUAAAGAAUAAUUAAUUACAAAUUGAGUCUUAUUUUUAUGAGUUUGGCCAUUUUCUUACCAGUUACGAUAACAUUGUACUCACUAGAGUAAUUGGUGGGAUCUGGAAAAGAUGGGGCCAUCAAUGAAAGUUCACUGGGUCCGUCAGACGAUCAGACAGGUGGUUAACAAGCCAACAAUUUAUCCAGAUUAUCUAAACCACUUUAUUUUGAGGUAAAACAGAAAGGGCACAAAAUAUCAGUGAUAAUCCUUCAUUAAACACUAUGGUACACAAAGUACUGCAUGUAAAAGUUGAGCAGGGAGGUGGCAACAUUCAUUGGUUUUCUCUUCCAAAUAAAUUUGCCUAGACUGUGGUUUUGUUUCCAUCCUGCCUGAUUGUCUGACUGCUCAUGUCUCAUGACUCACCACACUUAGCAGGUAGACUGACCAUGGGUUGUGGCGGUCCCAGAUCCCAGCAGUUAACUUGGUAAAGACAGUGUUUAUAUUACCAAUAGGACUGGUCACCAAAACUAAUAAAAUAAGACCUCAAUUGGGGGUGAAACAUUUACAAACUGAAAUUUGACUUUAUUUGACUACAGGUUUUUCUUUAAACAUCACAAUGUAAAAGCCUGAAAAUCUCCCCAUUUUUGCAAAAGCACUUCAAGGGUUGUUUAGAGUCCAUUUGAGUUUGAGUGAUGUGAUCAACAUCAUUCCCACUGUAAGAAAGUGUAAAUUGUCAGUAUUUCCUUUCCUACUUCAUUUGUCAAAUCAAAACACUAACCACUCACAGCUAGUGGGAUUAUAAUAUGAAUAUAAACCAUCUCCUGCCCACUGAAUUUCAGCAGUGUUUGCUGAACAACAAUGAAAAUGAUCUCAUGGACUGUUGGGUAGCAGAUUCCCAAAGGCCAAAUUUCAUUCACACUCUGAGUGCAUGUUUGUAUUAAUCCAGAGAGUCCUUGUAUUUUUGGUAAUAUUAAAUAUCACAGAUUUAAAACUAUUCCUUUCAACCCCUUUGUUGUUUAAAUACUGAAGUAUUAUCUUACUCAGCUUAAUUUAGUCAUUAAUUAGAAGUACAGUUUCUCUGUUGUAUCAUUUCUAGAUUUUCAUUAGCUCACAGUUAAGUAUUUGUGUGUGAUUUUGUAUAUGAUCACAAUUUAGACUAAGUUGAUGUCAUCUCCUUUUCAUUACUGACAGAAUGUUGCCUAAUUGCUGUCUUUUCAGCACACCUUGUUUCAUGCAGUACCCUUGUGUGUAACAUUUUAUUGCCAGUGUUCCCAAAGAACAACUGGUACCCAUGAAAAUGAAGGUCUGAAAAGCAUAAGAGAGAGAUCAUUCCAUUCAGCUUAGUCCUUUACAUUUCACUCACCAAUGGUAUUCACUUUGAUCUUUUGCUCAUGAGAAUGUUCUUCUUAAAAAGUGUUUUGUGUGAAGAUGUGUUUCAUAAAUAAACUUAGAUAAGGACCAAUACUUUCAGCAAGUCUCACAAACCUCUGGGAGAACCAGUUUAGGCUCUUGUCAACACUGUAUUCUCAGGACUAUGUUUCAAAAUAAGGGUGUGUUACUGCUGCGGUCUGACACUGACCCCUAGUGUUCAGUCAUCUCGCUGUAAUAUUCUCUGCUCCAGAUUAAAGGUGUAUUUCACCAGAUCUGCAACAAAUGACAAUUUCACUCAAAUAUCUCCACAUAGGUUUACACUAUUGUCCACAUUUGUUUGCUUGGAACAAGAUAUAUAAAUGUGUUUCAUUUAUUCACCACUAUUGGUGGUAUUUCAUGAGUGCCUUGCGAGUAUUAAUUCAAGAAUUAAUGUGUUACGUUCUUAUUUUUCUAGCAUUUUCAAGAAAACUUCCAUCCACCUAAGCAUUUUCCAAAAUAACAACUAAUCCUGGUCAGGAUAGUGGUGUUUAGAAGAUCUCACAGCAUACUUUGGACUGAGGGGCCAACAUCCUGGACAGGUCAGCAGUAUAUCAAAGGGCUAACAGAGUGACAGACACAAGAUACAUUUGUGAAAAUAAAGUUUUUUAGAACUAUUGCCAAAGUUGACCACAUUGCCACAGUAUUUGUACUGUAAAAGUUUAGUUUCUAGAUCAAACACGUCACAGUUUUGUUUGUGUUACAUUUUUUGUAUAUAAUGUGAAUUACUGCCAAUGCAGCUCAGAAAGCAUUUUGAUUUGAUUUUCCUGAGAGUCUCUUGUCUCCUGCUGCCUGCACUUCUUCUGCAUUUAGCUUCUCGGGCCAAAUCAUUAUGAUCUUA
Micropterus salmoides (largemouth bass) is the source of this 4025-nucleotide messenger RNA. It is a transcript of the gene cavin1b, whose product is annotated as caveolae associated protein 1b. Gene Ontology annotation, cellular component: cytoplasm; caveola. Gene Ontology annotation, molecular function: rRNA primary transcript binding. Gene Ontology annotation, biological process: transcription initiation at RNA polymerase I promoter; termination of RNA polymerase I transcription. The transcript is spliced from 2 exons. The record is from RefSeq and is a predicted model, not a curated record. NCBI's taxonomy places the organism in Eukaryota, Metazoa, Chordata, Actinopteri, Centrarchiformes, Centrarchidae. Bases 290 to 1696 code for a protein of 468 amino acids.